GCUGCCUCCUCCCGCGCCGCUCGGACCUGCGGCCGCUGUCUCGCCGGGGGCCAGAGGACUUUCGGUACCCUCUGCUCAUCCUCUUGGUGCCGCCGAGGAAGGAGACGGAGGAACAGGGAGGACGAGAGCCACCAUGAAGCAAGGGUGAAAAAUCCUCUGGUGGGAAAACUCUGGGAAUAAGCAACUUCUCCAGGUUUGCUCAGGGGUCUCACGUUCAGCGCUUAGGAAAAAACUCAAAUAAAAGGAACCCAAAAAUAAAGGAGCAAAAUGAGGAAAUAUCGACAUUUGCCCUUUGGGGCGAUACUUUGCCUCCUCCUCUCAGGCUUUUGUCGGGUUGAUUCGCAGCAGCAAGCAGCUCAAGAGUCUGCUGACCUUAUUUUCCUUAUUGACGGAUCAAACAACAUCGGAAGUGUCAAUUUUCAAGCCAUACGUGAUUUCCUUGUAAAUUUGAUUGAAAGCCUCAGAGUUGGAGCUCAGCAGAUACGCAUUGGGGUGGUGCAGUAUAGUGAUCAACCCAGAACCGAGUUCGCUUUGAACAGCUACCCCACAAAAGCGGAUGUUCUGGCUGCAGUGAAGGCGCUUAGUUUCCGUGGUGGCGAGGAAGCUAACGUUGGUGCAGCACUGGAGUUUGUGGUGGAGAACCUCUUCACCCAGGCGGGAGGCAGCAGGAUAGAGGAAGCGGUGCCGCAGAUUUUAGUGCUGAUCAGUGGUGGAGAGUCUAGUGAUGAUAUCCGAGAGGGCUUGUUAGCGGUGAAGCAAGCUAGUAUAUUCUCAUUUAGCAUUGGGGUCCUGAAUGCUGACAGUGCAGAGCUGCAGCAGAUUGCUACUGACGGAAGCUUCGCAUUUACUGCCCUGGAUAUCCGUAACCUUGAUGCGCUUCAAGAAUUAUUACUGCCAAACAUUGUUGGAGUGGCCCAAAGACUCAUUUUGUUAGAGGCCCCAACCAUUGUUACCGAAGUUAUUGAAGUGAACAAGAAGGAUAUAGUCUUCCUGAUAGAUGGCUCGACAACUUUGGGCACUGCCCCCUUUAAUGUAAUCCGUGAUUUUGUUGCCAAAAUCGUCCAAAGGCUGGAGGUUGGACCCGACCUGAUUCAAGUGGCGGUGGCGCAGUAUGCUGACACUGUAAAGCCAGAGUUUUAUUUUAACACCCACCAGAACAGAAAGGAUGUGAUGGCUAAUGUGAGGAGAAUGAAGCUUAUGGGUGGUACGGCACUCAAUACAGGGUCGGCGCUGGACUUUGUUAGGACCAACUUCUUCACUAGCGCUGCUGGGUGCAGGAUGGAGGAAGGGGUACUUCCCAUGCUGGUGCUCAUCACUGGCGAUAAGUCUAGGGAUGCCGUUGACCAAGCCGCAGCAGAGAUGAAAAGGAACAGGAUAGUUAUCCUUGCCAUUGGGUCGAGAAACGCAGACAUGGCAGAACUGCAAGAAAUUGCCCAUGAGAGAGAUUUUGUUUUCAACCCAAACGACUUCCGCCUUCAGUUCAUGCAAGCCAUUCUUCCUGAAGUUCUGUCGCCUAUACGGACACUAUCUGGAGGAAUGAUUAUCCAAGAACCGCCACCAGUUCAAGUAACCAAAAGGGAUAUCAUCUUUCUUUUGGAUGGAUCACUCAACGUCGGAAAUGCCAACUUCCCCUUUGUGCGUGACUUUGUUGUGACCCUAGUUAACAACCUUGAUGUCGGAAGUGACAAAAUACGAGUUGGCUUAGUGCAAUUUAGCGACACUCCUAAAACUGAGUUCUUUCUGUACUCAUACCAAACCAAAUCAGACAUAAUUCAACGCUUGGGGCAGCUGAGGCCCAUGGGGGGGUCAGUGCUGAACACUGGCUCUGCACUGAACUUUGUGCUUUCGAAUCACUUCACUGAAGCUGGUGGGAGCAGAAUAAAUGAACAAGUGCCGCAGGUCCUAGUCCUGGUUACAGCAGGGAGCUCUGCUGAUCCGUUCUUGCAAGUUUCCAAUGACUUAGCUCGGGCCGGAGUGCUGACUUUUGCUGUCGGAGUUAGGAAUGCGGAUAAGGCAGAGCUUGAACAGAUUGCAUUUAAUCCAAGAAUGGUAUAUUUUAUGGAUGAUUUCAGUUCUCUGGCAGCUUUACCCCAGGAAUUAAAUAAGCCCAUAACAACCUAUGUUAGUGGAGGUGUGGAAGAGGUUCCACUCGCCCCAACAGAAAGCAAGAAAGAUAUUUUAUUCCUGAUUGAUGGUUCAGCCAACCUCUUGGGUAGCUUUCCUGCCGUCCGGGACUUUGUGCACAAAGUUAUUUCUGACCUGAACGUGGGUCCCGAUGCCACCCGAGUAGCAGUAGCUCAAUUCAGUGACACCAUCCAAGUUGAAUUUGACUUUACUGAACUCCCAUCUAAGCAAGACAUGCUUCUGAAAGUCAAAAGGAUGAAGAUAAAAACCGGAAAGCAACUGAACAUUGGUGCUGCACUAGAUGAAGUUAUACGAAGGUUGUUUGUGAAGGAAGCUGGGAGCAGGAUUGAGGAAGGGGUUCCUCAGUUUUUGGUGCUGCUUGCUGCUGGAAAAUCAACGGAUGAUGUGGAACAACCAUCAGAUGCACUGAAGCAAUCUGGAGUUGUGACCUUUGCUAUCAAAGCCAAAAACGCAGACCCCUCAGAGCUGGAGAGGAUAGUUUAUGCCCCGCAGUUCAUUCUGAACGUCGACUCCCUCCCCAAGAUUUCAGAGCUUCAGCCAAACAUAGUGAACCUAUUGAAAACUAUCCAGCUUCAGCCAACAGUCGUGGAGAGAAGUGAGAAGAAGGAUGUGGUGUUUCUAAUUGAUGGCUCGGAUGGUGUCAGAAGAGGUUUCCCUCUACUGAAGACCUUUGUCCAAAGAGUCAUUGAAAGCCUGGAUAUUGGCCGUGACAAGAUCCGUGUUGCCGUUGCGCAGUACAGCAAUGUCAUAAGACCCGAAUUCUUACUCGACGCCUAUGAAGACAAAGCGGAUUUAAUCAACGCCGUUCAGGGGCUGACGGUUAUGGGAGGGUCUCCUCUGAACACAGGAGCAGCCCUGGACUAUCUCAUCAAGAACGUGUUCACAGUGUCAAGCGGGAGCAGGAUAGCCGAGGGUGUCCCUCAGUUCCUGAUUCUGCUGACUGCUGACCGCUCCCAGGAUGAUGUGAGGAGGCCUUCCGUGGUCCUGAAGACGAGCGGCACAGUGCCCUUUGGCAUUGGAAUUGGAAAUGCUGACCUCACAGAGCUACAGACUAUUUCCUUCCUCCCAGAUUUUGCUAUUUCUGUGCCUGACUUCAACCAGCUGGAUUCAGUGCAGCAGGUUGUGUCCAACAGAGUCGUCCGACUAACCAAGAAAGAGAUAGAGUCACUAGCCCCUGACCUGGUUUUUACAUCACCCAGCCCAGCGGGUGUGAAGAGAGAUGUCGUGUUCCUCAUUGAUGGCUCCCGGUAUGCUGCCCAGGAGUUCUACCUGGUUCGUGAUUUAAUUGAGAGGAUAGUGAACAACCUGGACGUGGGCUUUGAUACCACCCGGAUUUCAGUGGUCCAGUUCAGCGAGCAUCCCCGUGUUGAGUUCCUGCUCAAUGCUCACUCCACCAAGGACGAGGUGCAAAGUGCCGUGAGACGACUGCGGCCACAGGGGGGCCAGCAGGUCAAUGUUGGGGAGGCCCUUGAAUUUGUGGCAAAAACUAUCUUCACUCGGCCCUCUGGGAGCCGCAUAGAGGAGGGCGUCCCUCAGUUUUUGGUCAUCCUCUCCUCCCGCAAGUCCGAUGACGACUUAGAAUACCCUUCACUCCAAGUCAAACAAGUCGGGGUGGCACCUCUGGUUGUUGUAAAGACUGUGGAUUCUGAGGAAAUGACACAGAUUUCCCUUACUCCUGAUUAUACAUUCCAAGUGUCUAGCUUCCAAGAAUUGCCCAGCCUUGAACAGAAGCUGCUGACCCCUAUUGAAACCCUCACUGAGGACCAAAUCCGACAGCUCCUGGGAGAUGUUCCAACCACCCCAGAUAUUUCUGGUGAUGAAAAGGAUAUAGUUUUCCUCAUUGAUAGCUCUGACAACGUUAGGUCUGAUGGGCUUGCCCACAUUCGGGAUUUCAUUGGCAGAAUUGUUCAGCAGCUCGAAGUUGGGCCAAAUAAAGUGAGAAUUGGAGUGGCACAGUUCAGCAAUAACGUGUCCCCCGAGUUCUACCUGAAAACCCACAAAACCAAAAAUACUGUCCUGCAAGCCAUCCGCCGCUUGAGGCUCAAAGGAGGAUCCCCCGUGAACGCCGGCAAAGCCCUAGACUACGUAGUGAAGAACUACUUCAUUAAGUCUGCAGGGAGCAGGAUAGAAGAUGGAGUGCCCCAGCAUCUAGUUGUCUUCCUCGGAGACAGGUCCCAGGAUGACGUGAACAGACCUGCUAACGUGAUCACCUCAACUAGCAUUAAACCCCUGGGUGUAGGAGCAAGGAAGGUAGACAGGGGUCAGCUGCAGGUCAUUACCAAUGAUCCUGGCCGCGUACUUGUAGUACAAGAUUUUACAGAACUCCCAACUUUAGAAAAGACGGUCCAGAAUAUCCUUGAAGAACUCCCCAUACCUACAACAGAAACCCCUGGGAUUUUAGGACCCGGUGGUAAAAAGCAGGCUGACAUUGUAUUCUUGCUAGAUGGCUCCAUUAAUUUAGGGAGAGAUGGUUUCCAAGAAGUUAUCCAGUUUGUGUAUUCAGUAGUGGACGCCAUUUAUGAGGAUGGCGAUUCCAUCCAGGUAGGACUGGCCCAGUACAACUCAGACGUCACUGAUGAAUUUUUCCUCAAGGACUACUCCACCAAGCCCCAGAUUUUAGAUGCCAUCAAUAAAGUGAUCUACAAAGGAGGUCGGGUGGCAAACACUGGUGCAGCCAUCAAGCAUCUCCAGGCAAAACACUUCGUGAAGGAAGCUGGCAGCAGAAUCGAUCAGAGGGUACCUCAGAUCGCCUUCAUCAUCACAGGAGGGAAACCUUCAGAUGACGGGCAGACCGCCUCCCUAGGAAUAGCGCAGAAAGGUGUCAAGGUAUUCGCAGUCGGCGUGAGAAACAUUGACCUGGAGGAAGUGAGCAAGCUGGCCAGCGAAAGUGCCACGAGUUUCAGAGCGGCGACAGCUCAGGAGCUGUCUGAGCUGAACGAGCAAGUUUUGGUUACACUGGCUGCCGCUAUGCAGGAGAAACUGUGCCCAGGAACGACAGAUGUUACAAGAGACUGCGACGUAGAUGUGAUACUUGGCUUCGAUGUCUCAGAUGUUGGGGCUGGGCAAAAUAUAUUCAAUUCCCAGAGAGGGCUGGAGUCCCGAGUAGAGUCUGUGCUGAACAGAAUAACCCAGAUGCAGAAGAUCAGCUGUACAGGGAGCCAGGCACCAAACGUAAGGGUGGCAAUCAUGGCCCAGGCUCGCGGGGGACCCAUUGAAGGGCUGGACUUCUCCGAGUACCAGCCAGAGCUGUUCGAGCGGUUUCAAGGCAUGCGCACCCGGGGACCCUAUUUCCUCACGGCAGACACUCUGAAAUCCUAUCAGAACAAGUUCAGCUCUGCCCCCUCUGGCAGCACCAAGGUGGUAAUCCACUUUACUGAUGGUGCUGAUGAUUCAAUGGAUCAGCUGGAGGCUGCUUCGGCUGCUUUGCAUAGAGAAGGUGUCAACGCUCUUGUCUUUGUUGGCCUGGACAGAGUGAAAAAUUUUGAUGAAGUGAUGCGAUUAGAGUUCGGACGGGGUUUCACCUACAACAGGCCUCUCAGAGUUAAUCUGCUGGACUUGGACUUUGAGUUGGCAGAACAACUUGACAACAUUGCAGAACGGACAUGCUGUGGGGUCCCAUGCAAAUGCUCUGGGCAGCGGGGAGACAGGGGAGUGCCAGGCCCCAUAGGACCAAAGGGUGCUACAGGUGAUAUCGGCUACGGAGGCUAUCCUGGUGAUGAAGGAGGACCGGGUGAGCGUGGGCCACCGGGUGUCAACGGGACACAAGGUUUCCAGGGAUGCCCUGGGCAGAGAGGAACAAAGGGGUCUCGUGGAUUCCCAGGAGAGAAGGGUGAACUAGGAGAAAUGGGCCUGGAUGGCAUUGAUGGAGAAGAGGGAGAUAAAGGUUUGCCAGGCUCCUCUGGAGAGAAGGGAUACUCCGGCAGGAGGGGUGAUAAGGGAAUUAAAGGUGAACAAGGAGAACGAGGUGAUCGUGGGCUCCGUGGAGAUCCGGGAGAUUCAGGAGCUGAUAAUACUCAGCGGGGAUCCAGAGGCCAAAAGGGUGAAAUUGGACCGAUGGGAGAAAUUGGACUCCCUGGGGCAAGCGGUCAAGACGGUGGAGUCGGAAGGAAGGGUAUGGCAGGACGAAGGGGACCGAUAGGAAUUAAAGGUACCAAAGGCUCACUUGGUCAAGCAGGGCCGGAUGGAGAACAAGGCAUGAGAGGGCCACAGGGUCCUCCUGGUCAGCUUGGCACACCAGGUCUGAGAGGAGAGCAGGGAGUUCCUGGGCCCAGGGGUGGUGGAGGCCCACUGGGAACACCAGGAGAGCGGGGCAGGAUUGGUCCCCUGGGAAGAAAGGGUGAACCUGGAAACCCUGGACCCAGAGGGCCAAAUGGGCAGCAGGGACCCCGAGGAGAGAUGGGUGAUGAUGGACGAGAUGGAAUUGGUGGGCCUGGUCCUACAGGCAGAAAGGGCGAACGAGGCUUCAUAGGCUACCCAGGCCCCAAGGGUUCACCUGGUGACCGUGGUGGUGUUGGAGGCCCUGGCCCUAAAGGAAACAGAGGCCGCAGAGGAAAUGCAGGAGACCCUGGGACACCCGGUCAGAAAGGAGAGGUUGGAUAUCCUGGACCGUCUGGACUUAAAGGUGAUAAAGGAGACUCCAGAGAUCAAUGCGCCCUUGUCCGGAACAUCAAAGACAAAUGCCCUUGUUGCUAUGGUCCCAAGGAGUGCCCCGUCUUCCCAACUGAGCUGGCGUUUGCUAUCGACACCUCCUCAGGCGUCGGGAGGGAAGUUAUCAACAGGAUGAAGCAAACCGUGCUCAGAGUGGUUAACAACUUAACCAUUGCCGAGAGCAACUGUCCCCGGGGUGCCCGGGUGGCACUGGUCACCUACAACAACGAGGUCACCACCGAGAUCCGCUUCGCUGAUGCCAGGAAGAAAUCAAGCCUCCUCCAGCAGAUUCAAAACUUCCAAGCAACCCUGACCACAAAACCCCGCAGCCUGGAGACUGCCAUGUCCUUCGUGGCCAGGAAUACCUUCAAGCGUGCCCGAAGCGGGUUCCUUAUGAGGAAGGUGGCUGUAUUUUUCAGCAACGGGGACACGAGAGCCUCCCCGCAGCUCAAUGAGGCAGUGCUGAAACUCUAUGAUGCCGGGGUCAUGCCUGUGUUCCUCACCAGCAGACAGGACCAGGCUCUCAUCAGAGCUCUGGAGAUCAACAACACGGCAGUUGGGCAUGCGAUCGUUCUUCCAACCAGCGGCAAUCAGCUGAAUGAAACUAUCAGGAGACUCUUGACUUGUCACAUUUGUCUGGAUGUGUGUGACCCUGACCCCAUCUGUGGCUUUGGUAUUCAGAGACCUGUGUUCAGAGACAGAAGGGCAGCCCCAACAGAUGUAGACACUGACAUAGCCUUCAUCAUGGAUAGCUCAGAGUCUACAACCCCUCUGCAGUUCAGUGAGAUGAAGAAAUACAUUUCCCACCUUGUAAGUAACCUGGAAAUCAGCUCUGAUCCAAAAGCAUCUCAGCACCAUGCAAGAGUUGCAGUUCUCCAGCAAGCUCCUUAUGAAUAUGAAACCAAUUCAAGCUUCUCACCAGUAAAAACGGAGUUUUCACUAACUGAUUAUGGAUCCAAAGAGAAGAUCAUUAAUUACCUGCACAAUCAAAUGACCCAGCUCUAUGGCACAAGGGCUAUGGGAAGUGCAAUUGAACACACAAUGGCUCAUAUUUUUGAAGCUGCACCAAACCCUCGGGAUCUAAAAGUCAUAGUUCUGAUGAUGACUGGAAAAGUGAAAAAACAGGAACUCGAGUACCUGCAAAGGGUUGUUAUCGACGCCAAAUGCAAAGGCUAUUUCUUUGUUGUCUUGGGAAUUGGCAGGAAGGUGAAUGCCAAGAACAUCUACAGCCUAGCCAGCGAGCCUAACGAUGUGUUCUUCAAGUUGGUUGAUAAACCAGGAGAGCUGCAUGAAGAGCCCUUACUACGCUUUGGGAGACUGCUGCCAUCUUUUAUCAGAAGUGACUUUGCUUUCUACCUAUCUCCAGAGAUAAGGAAGCAGUGUGAGUGGUUCCAGGGUGAUCAGCUAGCCAAGAACCUCAGUCACCCUGGGCACAAAGCAGUAUACGUGGCGCCCGACGUGACUAUAAGCAGAACUGCAAGUACCAGCACCCCAGUAACUGCCAGCGUCAAGCCUGUUGCAAAUACCAGCACCCGCACCAAAACCACCACCGCUGCAAGCACCACUGCCCAGACCAAAGCCCCAGCCCGGACCCCAGCGAGCACCACGGCCCAGGCGAACGCCACUGUACAGGCCACAGCAAGCACCGUGGUCCAGACCAAAGUCUCCAGCCGGGCCACGACAAACACCACCACAGGCAGUAGGAAAAGACACGCUGCAAAGACAAAUGACAUCCAGAUCGCAGAUAUCACUGAAAACAGUGCCAAGUUGCGCUGGGUCAGCCCGGAGCCUUCAAACUCUUAUAUUUUUGAUAUCACCAUCACCUUAGCACAUGACCACUCUCUAGUCCUGAAGCAAAACCUAACUGGCACUGAGUGCAUCAUCGGAGGCCUCAGGAGCGGACAGAAAUACCUUGUAGUUAUUACUGGCUACCAGAAAUCCCAGCCCAGAGUGACCUACACAGGAACAUUCAGCACAAAGACCCCGCCACAGUCCAAGAUAGCCCUGGCCAACAUGAUGCUGAACACUGAGCCGCUGGAAGGGCCUGAAAGUGAUUUGCCAGACCCUUGCUUGCUGGACUAUGACAUGGGCAUGCAGUGCAAGGACUAUCAGGUUGUGUGGUUCUUUGACUACAAAAACAAGAUCUGCAGCCAGGUUUGGUAUGGUGGCUGCGGUGGUAAUGCCAAUAGAUUUGAGACUGAAGCCGAAUGCAUUAGCAAAUGCUUGAAACCAUCAGCUGAGAAAGUAAUGCAGCCGCCACCCCUUGAGAAAAGAUUAUCAUCAGUCACAGAUAUCUGCCGGCUGCAAAAGGACGAGGGGACCUGCAGGAACUUCGUGCUCAAAUGGUACUACGACACCGAGACCAAGAGCUGCGCCAGGUUCUGGUACGGUGGCUGCGGAGGCAACGACAACAGGUUUAACACGCAGAAAGACUGUGAAAAAGUUUGCGUUCCUGGUACCAUUAACCCUGGCGCUGUGACGACAAUAGGAACAUAGAGGCAGCAACCUGCCAACACAUACCUCGGAGACAACCAGGAGCGUCGGCCGUUGCCACCUUACCCCUGUAGAAGCUAAGGGUAUAGACUACCUUGCACUGUACUAUUUCAUGCUUUUACCUUCCAAGCAAACCUUGAAGAAAGUGUUUUGCUGCAUGACCUAUCAAUAUGGUGCUAAACUGUUUGUGGACUGAGUGCUACAUGUGUCCGGGUUAUAUUGUAUAGCUUCAACAUUACAAAAUAUUUACCUAAUUGCAGAUUGUUAUUGUGUCUCCACAUGUCUCUAAAUUACCCUUUCUUUCUGAUUCCGGCAGUCUGCCUAUCUAAGGCGAUGUAAAAAUUAGAAAAAAAAAAUCAUAAUAAUAAUUUCACUGCAACUGUUACAUGCUUGCUUUUAUCAUUUUCAUAACUGAGCAUAACUUUUCAUGGAAAGCCUUUGUGUAAGAGAGUAGCUAAUUCUGAUAAACAAGCGGUUCAAUUUUUCAUUCUUUUGUUUUUUCCUUUUGCUGGAUUAGAUUUCAAACUAGAUUUCUUGUAUGCAUUUGUACCAUAUGUGGCCAACCAAACUAGCAAGGAAAAGGAAGCAAGGUUUCUGAAUGCAAAUGCACUGCUGGGACCAAGGCCUCAGUUAAAGAAUUUUUAAAUUGUGGUGUAGAAUGUCUCUGGCAUUUUUCUAAUUUUGUAUGUUUUAUAAAAUACAAA
Molecule: messenger RNA, 9989 nt
Organism: Struthio camelus australis
Lineage: Eukaryota; Metazoa; Chordata; Aves; Struthioniformes; Struthionidae
Source: RefSeq, a predicted model, not a curated record